CCUGAACUUUCCCAGUGAAUACAGCAGCCUGACAGCCCGGCUUCCCGCUGGGUGGAUCCUGCAACUCCAGGAGGGAAUGGCACUUCUUGUUUUUAAUUAGCAAAGGUGAAAGGUGAAUUAAAACUAGCUGUUUGGCAAGUCAGAGCAAGGGGCUGACUUCUGAGGAGCACCAAGGAGGAGGGUGCUUUCUCCUUUUUUCCGUGUUUUUUUUUUUUUUUUUUCCCUCCCUCCCUCCUUCUCUGAAUGAAUUGCCUUGCAGGAGGGACUGAAAAUACAGCUUCUUCCUGAAUCCACUGGCAGAGUUACUAAAGACAGCUCAAGACACAACACUGCAGAGUAACGCCUUGGAAUGUCCUUGCACUUUAUAAACAAUUGUCCUAGGGAGGGAAUAUUUUUACAUGACAUUUGCACAGCUUGACAAAUGGCUAGCUGAGGCUGUGUGCUGCUCUGAUGAACGUUGAAUUUCCCACAGAGGCACCCCCCAAACUGACCAAAGAGAGAGAUCUAACUGCACUGGCAAAGUGGAAGUGGAAGUUGGAGCCUUAAAAACACCCCAGCAAAACAGCAAACAAACAGCAGCAGUUCAGUGAAGAGAGCAAGAAAUUUAUCUUGGGCAGGAUGGCAUCUGCUCAGGACCUUCUCAUCCUGGCACUGUAUGGCUUGUUACUCGAGCUACCAGCUGGAUGUCACGCAGCAGAUACGAGGCAGCCGAGGUUACGUCUGUCACAUAAAGAGCUCUGGGAUUUAAACAGGACGUCAGUCUUUCGUAGCCCGUUUGGAUAUCUUGGACUGCAUGUAAUGCUGCUGGAUGAGUAUCAAGAGCGACUGUUCGUGGGAGGAAGAGACCUCUUGUAUUCCCUCAGUUUGGAUCGAAUCAGCGACAACUACCGAGAGAUCCAUUGGCCUAGUACACCUCUGCAGGCAGAAGAAUGCAUAAUUAAAGGAAGAGAUGCUGAUGAAUGUGCAAAUUACAUCCGUGUCCUACACCGAUACAACAGGACCCAUCUUCUGGCUUGUGGAACAGGAGCUUUUGAUCCACUCUGUACUUUUAUAAGAGCUGGACAUCCUUCAGAGGAUCAUCUGUUUCAACUGGAAUCGCACAAAUUUGAGAGAGGACGAGGCAGGUGCCCUUUUGACCCCAGUUCUUCCUUCACCUCCAUCUUAAUUGGUGGUGAACUUUUCAGUGGUCUCUACAGCGACUACUGGGGAAGAGACGCCGCGGUGUUUCGCUCCGUGAACCGCGUGGCCCACCUUCGCACCGAGCCUGACAAUGAGCGCCUGCUGAAAGAACCAAAAUUUGUUGGCUCAUACAUGAUUCCUGACAAUGAAGACCACGAUGAUAACAAAGUAUAUUUCUUCUUUACUGAGAAAGCUUUGGAAGCUGAGACAAGCACUCAUGCCAUAUAUACCAGAGUGGGACGUGUAUGUGCGAAUGACAUGGGAGGCCAGCGAGUGCUUGUCAAUAAAUGGACCACUUUCCUCAAAACAAGACUAGUUUGUUCUGUGCCUGGGAAAAAUGGAAUUGAUACACAUUUUGAUGAAUUAGAGGAUGUGUUUUUGCUGCAAACUCGUGAUAACAAAAAUCCAGUGAUAUUUGGCCUCUUCAACACGACAAGCAAUAUAUUCAGAGGAUAUGCUAUAUGUGUUUACCACAUGGCAAGUGUCCGAGCAGCUUUCAAUGGACCAUAUGCUCAUAAAGAAGGACCUGAAUACCACUGGGCUCUCUAUGAAAGAAAAGUACCUUACCCUAGACCUGGUUCAUGUGCCAGCAAGGUGAAUGGUGGGCUGUACACCACCACUAAAGACUAUCCUGAUGAAGCUGUGCAUUUUGCCAGGAGUCACCCACUGAUGUAUCAGCCCAUCAGGCCUGUCCAUAAGAGACCAAUACUAGUUAAAACAGAUGGAAAGUACAAUCUUAAACAAAUAGCAGUGGACAGAGUGGAAGCUGAAGAUGGGCAAUAUGAUGUUUUGUUCAUUGGCACAGAUAAUGGUAUUGUGCUGAAAGUCAUAACAAUUUACAAUCAAGAGACAGAAUCAAUGGAAGAAGUGAUUCUUGAAGAGCUGCAAGUAUUCAAGAUGCCAGUUCCUAUUAUUUCUAUGGAAAUCUCUUCAAAAAGGCAACAGCUCUACGUGGGAUCCGAGGCACUCAUAGCCCAGGUGAAGUUCCACCAGUGUGACAUGUACGGCACAGCCUGCGCCGACUGCUGCCUGGCUCGGGAUCCCUACUGCGCCUGGGACGGCAUCGCCUGCUCCCGCUACUACCCCACAGCAGUGCAGGCAAAGAGACGUUUCCGCAGACAAGACGUUCGGCACGGGAACGCAGCGCAGCAGUGCUUUGGCCAGCAGUUCAUUGGUGAAGCUCUGGAGAAGACUGAGGAAAGACUUGUUUAUGGGAUAGAGUACAACAGCACCCUUCUGGAGUGCACCCCUCGGACCUUGCAAGCAAAAGUCAUCUGGUUUGUCCAGCGAGCACAUGACACUAAGAGGGAAGAGGUGAAGACUGAUGAUAGAAUAAUAAAAAUGGACCUUGGCCUCUUAUUCCUGAAGUUGCAUAGACUGGAUGCAGGGACUUAUUUUUGUCAGACAGUGGAACACAGCAUUGUUCACACUGUCAGGAAAAUCACCCUGGAAAUAGUCGAGGAGGAACGUGUCGAUGAAAUGUUCAAUAAAGACUAUGAGGAGGAGAUCCCUCACAAAAUGCCAUGCCCAAUGCAGAGCAGUAUACCUCAAGCUUCAAAGCCAUGGUAUAAGGAAUUUCUUCAACUGAUUGGUUACAGCAACUUCCAGAGGGUGGAAGAAUACUGUGAAAAAGUGUGGUGUACAGAUAAGAAGAGAAAAAAGCUGAAAAUGUCUCCAUCCAAAUGGAAAUAUGCCAGCCCUCAGGAGAAGAAGGCAAGGAUCAGGCCAGAGCAUUACCGGCUGCCCAGGAACAUAGCUGACUCUUGAUGGACAAAAUCCAUACCCUGUUUCUGAGCAAAAUUUUAUUUGGACUUAAGAGGGAGAAAUCAGUCUUGGUUUGAGUAAAUUUCACAGGUUUAUAUAUGUAAAAUAUUGGGACUGAAAACAAAAAUGCUAUGGUAACUUAUAUUGUACACUCAUGAUGACUGUUUAGAAGCAUUUUAAACAAAAUCUUCCCAACUAUCUGGUUCUAAGUAAGUAAAUGCAACCAGAGUUUUGCAUUAGGGAGGAUGUGACAAUCUUCAGGUUUUGAGUGCUUGAAUCAGUUCCCUGUGUGGAUCGUGCUUGCGCUGUAUAUUGUUGCACAUGAUGGCAUAUUUAACAAAUUCAAAUAGCUAAACAUUCACAGGUGGAUGAAAAGUAUAAGAGAUAUCUUUUCUUUGUUUCACAAAUUUCUCAUGCUUCUGAAAGCAGCACGUCUUAAGAUCUUAUUCCUUUUGAUUGUGACCUGUCUGAGUUCAUCACUGAGAACAAUGAGUUGUGUUAAUACAGUGUAUAUUCUAAAGAUAAUGAAGGGAAAUCCUAUUUACUUUCCACCUUUUUUUCAGUAUCAGCCAUUUAUGAAGCACAGUGUGCUUCCACAGCUAAGUAAUAUUGCCUAGUAACUUCAUGUAAGCCACAUGCAUGCUGAGAACACAGACAGAAUGAAAUUCAUCAGUUUAUCUACAAAAGAAGUUGAAAUAAUGAUUUAGAUAGAAAACGAGUCCGCCUUGUAUUUGUGCAUUGCCUGAGUGGACACGAAUUAAGGGAUCGCCCUCUUGUGGCUAAAGAAAGCGAAACACGGUAUUUAAAUUACUUUUUGGAUGAAAUAUGUACAGGCAAAGAAGUAUUAGUGAGAUCCCCAGCUGGUUUGCUUUCAGCAGACACUUUUAGUCUCCAUGUGCUAAAGCCACAGAUUUAGAAGGCCGUUUUGGAAGUAAUUUAUACUGGGAAGGCAGCAUUUUAAAUAAGUGAUGCUUUAUGUUGAUAAUGUGCUUUUGAGGUAAAAUGCAGUCAUAAAAAGUUAGGAUGGAGAUUAAAAACAAAGCCAUCAUUAUGCAGCUGUAUUUCUAUAGUUUCAGGAUCUGGUCCACAUAAACCUUUUUCUGAUGUGUGAUCUCUGUUUGAAAGGGCUGCUUUGCUUCUCUUGUGAGUGAUACUAGGAAAGGAGAUCAAAAGAACUAAGUGAUUUACAAUCUAGGUCUUACAAGACUGACUUAAAAAAAAAAAUAUAUAUAUAUGUAUGUAU
This is a messenger RNA of Haemorhous mexicanus (house finch), 4186 nucleotides long. It is a transcript of the gene SEMA3E, whose product is annotated as semaphorin 3E. Lineage: Eukaryota; Metazoa; Chordata; Aves; Passeriformes; Fringillidae. Bases 619 to 2946 code for a protein of 775 amino acids. Gene Ontology annotation, biological process: negative chemotaxis; axon guidance; positive regulation of cell migration. Gene Ontology annotation, molecular function: semaphorin receptor binding; chemorepellent activity. The transcript is spliced from 17 exons. The record is from RefSeq and is a predicted model, not a curated record.